AUGUUCUUGCAGAUGUGCCGCUACGACUACAAAGUCACCGAAGAAGUAAAACGAACAGAGGAAGUAAAAGUAGAUCUUCAGGACAAGUUCGGCAUUGUCGAGCGAACAAGAGGAGAAAAUGGCGACAGACUAACUACUACAGCCUUCGGCGACGCCUUCCAGAAUGAGAUCCGUAGUGAUCUUGUGGACCCACCACGCGCUGUCGAACUAGGUAAGUUCAACUGGCGUCAUAAUUUUCUCAGAGGAGAAGCAGGUCGAGAGCAGUACACGACGUCAUCAGAAUGGGUGUCUGUUAAAGAGGUACACAACGCCCUACAAAUGUACAGCAAGAGGUUUGAGACCUUGAAUCUUAGAAACAGUCGCGCUCUCGAAGUAUUUUGCACAACGGAACUGGAUCGAUCAUCUGGCACGAAAGAGAUGGCGGUUUUCCGAAAAAUUGUGAUCGAGUUUUUGUUUAUUAAGGCAGAUCCAGACGAAAUCAAGGAUUCAUCGAAGACUAUAGAAUAUUUAUGGGUUACCAUCAUCUUGCAUCUCUGACUUCCACCAUCCUUCUCUCGUUUUUCAAUAGAAAAACAAAAGAGGGCAAGGAUGUUACGAAGAAUGUUGCAAUGGCGGAAUCUCGAAUGCAUCUCAACGGGAAGAACGAUUACUACAGGAGUGCAUGAUUAACGAUAAUGACGUUCUCGGCGACGAAAAGACUCGACAAAGCAAGAAAUAUUUCAUGAGAAGCCGUGUCUUUUUUCGAUUGCAUAAUUUUUAUAUUUACCGUGAUGCUGAUGGAGUUCCUCGCCAUUCCGUUUUUUACAAAUUUUACAUAAGUACGUGGUAUGAAAAAUAGAGUCGGACUAGAUCUAAAAUGAGGAACAAUAUCAUCAUUACUAAUGCUUUGCAUGUUUUUAGCAACUAAACAAGUCCAGCAUAGCCUCAGCCACCAACUGGCUGUAUCGGAUUCUCUCACCUUGACACUGAGCAAACAGAUUAUUGAAUAUGAAAUUGUCCCUCAGUCUUCCUCUGGCUGUAAGAUGUCCUCGAACCCAAUAAAGACGGUAGAUUAUAAGAUGUCCAUACUCAAUCAUUUACGGACAUCGGAAAGGUAGAUCAAUGAAGCAGAGUGGGAAAGGAAAUUCACUCAAUCCGAAGAU
This is a messenger RNA of Amoebophrya sp. A25, 1142 nucleotides long. The record is from the annotation of a GenBank genome assembly. Lineage: Eukaryota; Dinophyceae; Syndiniales; Amoebophryaceae.